AUGACUCGGAUGCAGGCCUUCCUCCCGGCUCCAUUAUUACGUUCUGUGCAGCAUUUGAGUGUAUCUGACCAAGGUGAAACUAUAGACGAUACUAUUAACUAUUCUAUACUAUAUCAAGGUGCUAUAUUAGGUACACAGAGGCUUAUAAAAUCCAGUGAAGACAAUGUCAACGUUUUGCAACAAAUCGCAGUUUGGGGACUCUUGCGUCGGUCUAUAGAUGACGUUAAUGGCCGAUCCUUUGAUCAAUAUUUACCAGGAGGAAUUGAGCGUAUUGGAGUCUUUAUAGUCGUAUGUAAAGACGCUGUAAAAGACGAGAAAGAGCUUAAAGUGCUGGCUGUUCAAGCAUUUGAAGACGAUAAGGAUAAUGACGAGAUUGUACUAGUGUAUGAGGUGAAGACACAGAUGCUGAGGAUGUUUCAAUGCAAAAAUGGGAAUGCGGCGACGGUGGAGAUCGAAGUCGUACAAUGUCUUCAUGCUCAAGGCUUCCAUCGAGCAAUUGGAUUUGCUCUUGUACGUUGUGCAGUAGAUCUACAUGUAUUUGGAGAAAAGAGCGUAUUGCUACAUGAGUUGGAAAGGUAUAAGGCUGCUACGCGUGAUGUUGAAAACUUCUACGUACGUGCAAGAAUCAAUCAUAGCAAGAAAGGUCAGCGAUUUUGUGUAUUGAAUGGUCGUGGAGAAGAUGCCAUGUCUACUGAUGCCAAGCCGAUGCUUUUGAAGUCGAUUUUGCCCGAAUGUGAUGCCAGGAAGGAUGCAGGAGAGAUCAAAAGAAAGAAGACGAAUGGUAAGAAGCAAAAGAACGACAAGAUGAAGACACCAUUUCGUCAAGAAGUAAAAAAAGAUGAGAAAAUGGGGAUCUUACCAUCGUUGGAAUACGGCGAUAUUGCAACCAUUGAUUUGCUGGUCAGUCUUGGGCCAGUGGAGGACUCUGCUGUUGUUGUUGCACCCGUGGUUACGAUUCCAACGUCGUCUGCGUGCCCUAUCCAUCGCUUUAGCGUGUACUGCGAUGCCUUAGUGGUGGUACCUGUGGAUUCAUUCGUUGUUACGAUGCUAGCACUGCUUCGGAACCAGCUUCAUCACCAGCUAUUGGAGAUAUCGAACCAACUCGAGGAUGCACCGAAGGCAGUGAGUUGUUUAUCAAUGCAUCAGUUCCCACUAGUUGGAGCAGCAUUCCCUUUGACCGUUGUUGCGAGUUCGACUAAGCCGGACUUUAGCAGUGACGAUAGCAUGGAAGACGCAAAAUCAUUUGAAAGUUUGCACCGGGCAUUCCUCCAGCCUAUGAAUCAGUCUCUAUUCAGGCUAUCUCGUGGUUGUUCGCUAGCUCAACAAGGAGAAUGGCUUGCAUCAAGUGACGUGCUGUACAAUGUACACGAAGGUAUUCCGAGUUCCGGUACGGGAUCCAAGUGUGAAUCAGCUUUGGUGAGUGGUUUUUAUGGCUACUAUCAUUAUCUCCAGCAGGGCGUGAAUGACAAAGGCUGGGGCUGUGCAUAUCGCUCUUUGCAGACAUUGGCAUCUUGGUUGUUUAUACAACACUACACACAACAGCGUUUUCUGUUGCAUGAGCAAAUUCAAAGUGCGCUUGUGAAGAUAGGCGACAAACCAGCAAGUUUCUAUGGAUCAACAGAGUGGAUUGGCAGUCUUGAAGUUGGUUAUGUGCUAGACGAGCUGUUUGGCGUACCAUUCCGAUCUCUGAGUGUGUCAAGCAGUUCCCAAUUGCCUGAUGUCGCGCGCGAGUUAUUGUAUCACUUUCGAACGCAGGGAACUCCUGUCAUGAUGGGCGGUGGCCAGUUGGCAUUCACAUUAUUAGGCGUGGACUAUGAUCCCGAUGGAGGAGUGUGCGCUUUCCUCAUACUAGACCCACACUACACGGGUGAUGAGGACCUGGUCACAAUUCAAAACAAGACUAUGAUGCUAGAAAACUACAAGGCCGUGCCGUGUAGUUGGCGCAAGACUACAACCUUUGCUAAGAACUGUUUCUAUAAUUUCUGUCUACCACAACGCCCAAGUGUUGGCAUAUAA
Messenger RNA from Peronospora belbahrii, 2016 nucleotides. The record is from the annotation of a GenBank genome assembly. NCBI's taxonomy places the organism in Eukaryota, Oomycota, Peronosporomycetes, Peronosporales, Peronosporaceae.